AUGAACAGGCCCGAAUGGGGAAUUUGGAUUGCAAAACACGAAUGGGUUCGGUUUGGCCGUCUUUUCUCGGGAUUCUGGGGAUGGUGUUGUGAAGGGCUAUCAAGUACAAGAUACUUGUUGGCAGCGUUGAAGUCAGACGAGGCUGUGUUGGUCAUUGGUGGCUCACGUUUUUCCGACAGCGGCCACGUGAGGAACGCCUUGUCGAGGCUCACGUACUCGGUACAUGUGCCAUGGAGAAAACGGAGAAUCAACACAAAUCACAGCCUCUACUUCGUAUUGACAUGGGCUGCUGGCAAUUCCCUCCCAUCUCGCCGACUACUUCGUAUGCUCGCCGACUAUGCUCUACCCUGUCACGGAGGCGAGUCUCGCAAACGGUCAGUGAGGGGGAUCUGCACGCCCGUUCUCUACGGCAUUUCACACAGCUAUACGAGUAUCCGCGCAUGCACGUCCAGACAAAAUAAACAGCAGCUGUCAAGCUUUCUGACCGAGCGGGCCUAA
Messenger RNA from Trichoderma harzianum CBS 226.95, 498 nucleotides. RefSeq lists its product as hypothetical. The record is from RefSeq and is a predicted model, not a curated record. The coding region runs from base 1 to 498 and encodes 165 amino acids. The transcript has a single exon. NCBI's taxonomy places the organism in Eukaryota, Fungi, Ascomycota, Sordariomycetes, Hypocreales, Hypocreaceae.